AUGAACGCCGAGUCCUCACGAUCGCACUCCAUCUUCCUCAUCGCCAUCUGUCAGCGCAACACCGAGACGGGCGCACAGAAGACGGGUAACAUCCACCUCGUCGAUUUGGCCGGUUCCGAGAAGGCGCUGUCUGACCUCGGUAUGGUCAUCAACGCGCUUACGGGCGGAAAGGCCGAACACAUUCCGUACCGUGACUCGAAGCUCAUCCGUAUGCUCAAGAGUCCCUUGGUGGCAACUCCCGUACAACGCUCAUCAUCAACUGCUCCCCCGCCUCCUACAACGAAGCCGAAACGCUCUCCACCCUCCGCUUCGGUAUCUGAGCCAAAUCCAUCAAGAACAUCGCGCGCGUCGACGCAGAGCUCUCCCCCCCUCCCCGCCGAACUCAAGAACCUGCUUCAGAAAGCGCAGAUCUCGGCCGCCGGGUAUAUGAUUGACGCGCUCGAGGCGGAACUCGCAGUUUGGCGCGCGGGCGGUAAGGGCGAGCCAGGCGAGAAUGCGGAGGCCAAGUUGAAGGCGGGUGGAGCGAUUGAGCCGAAGAAGCCUGCGCCGCCAGCGUCAAGCACUUUCACGAGUACUGCGACCAGUUCGGCUGCUACGACUCGCAGCGGAACGCCCGUGAACCCGGCUAUUAAGGGUCUUCGACCCGCUACACCGACUGUCGUUGGCCUUGAUAAGGACGAGCGCGAAGAGUUCCUCAAGCGCGAGAACGAGCUGUCCGAUGAACUUGGCAAGCGCGAGACUCUGCUCAAAGCCGCCGAGAAGCUUGCCGGCGAACUGCACGACGAGUUGACGUUCCUCAAGGAGCAAGAGUCGACGCUGUCCAAGGAAAACAAGGCGCUCUCCACACAACUCACCGAGUUGCGCCUCCAGGCCGAGAAACUCGGCUACGACGCGAAGGAGAGUCAGAUCACCAUCGACAUUCUCGAGGAGCAGGGCGCGGACCAGCGCAGCGAGCUUGAGGAGUUGCGCAAGACGCUCGAGCAGCUUAGGGCAAAUAAGCCCGAUGCCGCGCAGGAGGACAAGGAGAGGAGGAAGCAGGAGAAGAUGGCGCUUAAGGACGAGCAACUUCGUGCCCUUCUGGCGAAGCUCGACGCGGACGAUGCGCCGUCAUCCCUUACGAGCGAGGACAUUGCCUCAAUCCGUCGGCAGCUCGCAGAUGGCCAGGCUUUGGUCAGGGAUACCGUCGACCGCCUCCGUCAGAAGCAGGAGGAGGGCGAGCUGGCAGCGCGGAGGCUCGACGAGCUUGAGACGCGGUUAUCCGCGCUCGAGGCGGAGUACGAGGAGCUGCUGGAGAAGACCAUCCGGGACGAGGAGACGAGCAAUGUGGACGUCACGGAGAGUAUGGCGGAGCUGAAGAACAAGCUUGGGGCGUAG
Messenger RNA from Peniophora sp. CBMAI 1063, 1374 nucleotides. NCBI's taxonomy places the organism in Eukaryota, Fungi, Basidiomycota, Agaricomycetes, Russulales, Peniophoraceae. The record is from the annotation of a GenBank genome assembly.